GAUAGAUUUUACUGUUACAUUAAAUUGAAGAAAGAUAUUCUUAGUCAAAAACAAUAAAAUGAGUGCGUGUAAUACAGAGACAAUAAAACUAAUAGGAAAAUACUUAAACACACCUGUAGGCCCAGUUUGCUAUAACACUGAUAGGGUAUUGACAACAGUAUUGGGUAAACAGAAUGUAUAUGGUUUUGCAAGUAUUGUAUUACAAUUAGUAUCAAAAAGUGGUGUACAAAUGUCACAGGAAAAUUUAUUGCUUAGCUAUCAAUGGCUUGAGCAUAUUGCAAUCUAUUCCAACCAGGCAGUUACUAAUCCUAUUCUAGCCAAGAAUUUCUUGCAGGACAUAAACAAGGCCUUACAAAGGAAUACCUAUCUGACAGGCAAUUUCAUAAAUAUAGUUGAUGUUGCAACUUAUUAUGCAUUAUAUCCUCUACUAGAACGUCUUCCAAUUUAUGAACGUGAGUCAUUACUUCAUCUUUUUAGGUGGUCAAAACAUAUACAAGCCCAACCUAAAGUGUGUUCAAGCAAGCCACCUCUAGCACUGAAUAAUUUGACACUCUCAGUAUUAGCUCCUAUAGCGCAUUAAAUUUCAUAUAUAUGAACACUUAAUGUGUUAAAUUUAAUAAUAUUAAAUAAAUUGACUCAUAUUAUGUCUGGUAGAUAUAUCAUAAUAUAUUGUUGAGAGUACACAACUAAAAAAAAUACAAAUAAAUAUUUUUUUAUAUGUUUGUGAUGAAAUGAGAUGGCUUUUCUUUCCUCAAAAGAGACUUGUAUGCUGGUCAAAGUAAUAAAUGAAAAUUGAUAUGCUAAUAAACAUUCUUUAAAUAAUAAGUAGUCAAAUACAGGCAGUAUUAAAUCUAAUAAUUACAGUAUUUAUAUUGAGGUUUAAAACAAAACUUAAACAAUAUAUUUUUAAUAAUAAAAGAUUAGUUCAUUGAAGAACCAAACAAUUAUUCUGAAAAUAAUGUUUGUAAGAACAGAAUCCUUCACAUCAAUUCAUAAAAAAUACAUUGUUAGCUUUAUAUGAUUCAUCUACAUGAAUGAUUAACCACAAAGUACCAUGUAUAUUUGAAUAUUUACAGUAGAAAAUCAAUUAUUAUGUAACAAUUCAUACAAUAAAUAUUAAUGACUGAA
Molecule: messenger RNA, 1128 nt
Organism: Achroia grisella
Lineage: Eukaryota; Metazoa; Arthropoda; Insecta; Lepidoptera; Pyralidae
Gene: AIMP3
Product: eukaryotic translation elongation factor 1 epsilon-1
Exons: 4
Coding region: 59-580 (173 amino acids)
Biological process (GO): positive regulation of DNA damage response, signal transduction by p53 class mediator
Cellular component (GO): nucleus; cytoplasm; aminoacyl-tRNA synthetase multienzyme complex
Source: RefSeq, a predicted model, not a curated record